GCAUAAACAAUAGAAUGUACAUAAUGCUUAAACUGCCAUUGCUUCUAAAUUGGGUUACAUCUGAGGACUGUUAUUCAACAACUUUUGCUUACAAAAUAAAAGAUCGACGGAGACGAAGGGGGGUAUUUAAAAGCGGUUCGCGGGCUGGUCCACGACCAGUUUUACUUAUCCAACAGAAGAGCGCAUUUCUCCAGGUACAAGUAUGUUCUCCACUAUAAUACUGGUAUUAGUAUUGUUAUUGCUAUUGCUGUAUCGAUCGUCAAGAAAACCAAAGGGAUAUCCUCCAGGGCCAAAGUGGUGGCCAAUUUUGGGCUGCGUUGUAGAAGUUGCUCGUCUUCGCAAAGAAACGGGCUAUUUGAUUAAAACAUGUACGGCUUUAUGCAAAAUGUAUGGACCAGUGGUUGGUUUGAAACUUGGUACCGAUCGUAUUGUAGUAUUAAACGAUUAUGAAAGUGUCCGAGCAAUGCUAACCGACGAAGAUUUUGAUGGAAGACCAAGCGGUCCAGUAUACGAAACAAGAACUUUUGGCAUGAGAAGAGGACUAAUAGUAGUAGAUGGAAAUUUGUGGAUCGAGCAAAGGAAAUUCGUUAUGAAACAUCUUCGUGAUUUCGGGUUUGGUCGUAAAAGUAUGGCCAUGAUAAUAGAAGAAGAAGCAACGUGGCUAGUCGAACAUUUCAAAAAAUUAAUCAAAAACGAUAACAAUGAUCGAAUCAACAAGUCUAAAAUACUCUGUAACAAUAACGAGAGUACUGAUGGUCAGAUAUACAAACUGAUAAAGAAGGACUGCGAGGAUAUAUCUACGUCCAACGAUAAAUACACAACGAGUAAAAAACAAUUAAAAGCUUCGGAUCUGUACGUAAACAUGGACGAUUACGUGGAAAUAAAACAGAUGAACGAAUUUUGUCCUGGAAUAGUUGUCCCGAUGCACGAUGCAUUUGGUGUUACGGUUCUCAACACCCUAUGGAGAAUGAUGGCUGGUAAAAGGUUCAAUCUUGACGAUAAAGAUUUGACUUAUUUACAACGACUCCUGGGAAAACUUAUGAACGAGAUCGAUAUGAUUGGGGCACCAUUCGGUCACUUUCCGCUAUUAAGGUUCAUCGCUCCAGAAAUGUCCGGCUACAAAUCGUUUCUGACAAUUCAUCAGAAAGUCUGGAAAUUUUUAAGGAAUGAACUGAAUGGGCACAAAAAUACUUUCGUAUCAGGCUCUCCAAGAGACCUGAUGGAUGUAUACCUAGAUGUUCUACAUUCCAAGAAUUAUAGCAAUACAUUUUCAGAGGCUCAAUUACUUGCUAUUUGCGUGGAUCUGUUCAUAGCAGGGUCUGAAACAACCUCCAAAUGUCUUGGUUUCUGCUUUUUAUUCUUGAUCUUGAAUCCGCAUGUCCAGAAGAAGGCUCACGAAGAAAUCGAUAAAGUAAUCGGACGGAACAGACUACCGACUCCGGAGGAUAGAUCAAAAAUGCCAUAUAUGAACGCAAUCGUGUUAGAAUCGUUAAGAAUGUUCAUGGGACGAACGUUAAAUGUGCCUCAUAGAGCAUUAAGAGACACCUCAAUAUUGGGCUAUAGAAUACCAAAAGACACGAUGCUUAUCGUGAACUUCGAUAGAAUAUUGAUGGGAGAAUCAUGGGGUGACCCAGAGAACUUUCGACCAGAAAGAUUUAUCGAUGAAAGCGGUAAUAUUGUCACACCACCGAUGUAUUUUCCGUUCAGCAUCGGAAGACAUCGUUGUAUGGGAGAGAACUUGGCUAGGAGCAACAUAUUUAUUAUAACCACUGCACUGUUGCAAGCGUUCACGUUUUCUAUAGUGCCAGGAGAAGAGAAACCAUCCUCAACAGAUUUCAUCGAUGGUGUAACAGGUGGUCCUAAACCAUUUAAUGCAUUGGUUUCGUUAAGAACGUAACCGAAUACUGUUACACUCGAAACAAGUGUAACCAAAUUUUAAUCAAAAACUAAUAACUGAAAUGUUUCGUUACUACUGACUAAAUCAUAUAGAUUUUCAUUUCGAUUGUUUCAUUGCAUCAAAAAUGAAGUAAAUUUAAGUAUAUUUUUAAGAAUCCAUGAUUAGAAUAUUUUUUCUAAGGAAUUGUUUGAAGUA
Molecule: messenger RNA, 2092 nt
Organism: Megachile rotundata (alfalfa leafcutting bee)
Lineage: Eukaryota; Metazoa; Arthropoda; Insecta; Hymenoptera; Megachilidae
Gene: Cyp303a1
Product: Probable cytochrome P450 303a1
Biological process (GO): xenobiotic metabolic process
Cellular component (GO): cytoplasm; intracellular membrane-bounded organelle
Molecular function (GO): steroid hydroxylase activity; heme binding; iron ion binding
Source: RefSeq, a predicted model, not a curated record